Cooperia oncophora is the source of this 1152-nucleotide messenger RNA. The record is from the annotation of a GenBank genome assembly. Lineage: Eukaryota; Metazoa; Nematoda; Chromadorea; Rhabditida; Trichostrongylidae.
CUGAUUUGUUCUAGGAAGAACGCAGCUCCGCGAGCUUCCAACGUAACUCCAGCUCGUCGACCAGAAAAUCGUUACGAUAGGCUACCCGGUAGCAUCGCUGAGGCGAGGAAAAUGUUCGAUAAAGGACGACACGAGAUGAUGUGCCAAUCAGAAGUGGAAUGCACUUCAUGGAUCAGACUUUUCAGAGCCUUCGAUCUGGAUCACGAUGGCUUCAUCCCAACGACAGAUUUGAAGCGAGCUAUACGCGACUCCGCGUUCUCAUUUGGCUUGAAUCCCGAAGAGGUCGUCACAAUGCUAGCGACCAUUGAUGAGAAUGGUGACAAACUCAUUGAUUUCCCGGAAUUCUGCACUUUGAUGAGUCAAGCGAAGCACCGUCGUCUUCUGCGCCUGAUGUUCAGAGCUGCAAAGUUCGUCGUGCCCCGGUCGAAACGAACAGAGCCUUUUGACUAUCUGCAGAAGUACAAAUGCUGUCCUCCACCCGUUUUCAUGCUCAUCAUAAGUAUUAUACAGGUUGCUAUCUAUAUCUACUAUACAGUAGAAUCCGAUGAAGGUUUAAGUAUAACUGGUCCUGUGCCGACCAAAAUCUCCUCUGAUCUUCAAUCCAUAUCGCAAAAGCGAAGUGUGGCGAUAUAUAACCUACAUGUUUAUCCAUAUUGGGUCCGUGACUUCACUAAUGUCAUGAAUUGUGUGUAUUACAGAAUCUACCAUAUCACUUACAAUGUGCUCACUCAGUUACUCCUUGGCGUGCCUCUUGAACUCGUUCAUCAAUGGCGUGUAAUCGUCGUUUAUUUAGCUGGAGUUUUAUCUGUCAGCUCACUCCUGGUCUCAGCCGUUGAUCCCCACGUCUUUCUUGCGGGUGCCUCUGGAGGUGUCUAUGCCCUUCUUGCCGCUCAUCUUGCUGAGCUCAUCAUGAACUGGGUCAGAGGUGUCUCCGUCUAUCAACGGUAUUUCGUCGAUAAAGUCGAUAGGGUUUCAUACGUCUCUCACAUCGGAGGAUUCGUAGCCGGUGUCCUGCUGGGUGUAGUGGUUCUUCGAAAUUUCCGUCGUCAUCCGUGGGAAAGGAGGCUGUGGUGGGCCUCACUGGUCGCCUUCGCGUUCUUCAUCGCCAUAUGCGUUGUGCUCAUCAUUGCACGGAUAUUGUUGAACUUCUAA